This is a messenger RNA of Vidua chalybeata, 2809 nucleotides long. It is a transcript of the gene GRAP, whose product is annotated as GRB2 related adaptor protein. The transcript has 5 exons. The record is from RefSeq and is a predicted model, not a curated record. Gene Ontology annotation, molecular function: protein binding. The coding region runs from base 1468 to 2259 and encodes 263 amino acids. NCBI's taxonomy places the organism in Eukaryota, Metazoa, Chordata, Aves, Passeriformes, Viduidae.
AGUGGCCUCUGCAUCAUCCAUUUGGGCUGAUGGAGCAGGGACAGGAUCAGGCUGCAGCAGCAGGGGAACAGCGGCUCUGCUGGGCUGCUUUCCCCAGGGAACAUCCAGCUCCAUCCCCCCCAAGGCUGCUGAGGGGCAGAGGAAGCUCAUCCCAAGAUGAUUUCCUGCUGCAUUCCCAUCCCCUGGGUCUCUCUGGGAUGUGGGGAUUUGCUGAGUUCCCUCCUCCCUGUGACAGCCGAGCACAUUCGGAGCCUCUUCCCACGGCCUCCUUGACCAUCCUGGCCUUCCCAGCACCUCCGUGUCCCCUGGGAGCAGCACAUCCCAGGAUAACCAUUGGGGACUGUGCCUCGCUGAGUGUGGGGACACCCGGGGACACCCAGUGACACCCUGCACAUCCCUCUGUCCUUCCCACGGGCACUGGAAGUGGCCUCAGUGGGGUGCUAGAGGGCGUUUGCUUUUCGGAUGCAGUCGGGAAGUGGGAAUAAGGUUUGGGAGAGGCGAAUCGCCGAGCCCAUGUCCCCGCAGUGGCCCUACAGGCACCAUGGCUCAUCCCACCCCGGGCAGAUGGCAGCAGCAUCCUGCUCCUCGCUGGAAAAUGCCCAAACCCACGGGCAGGGACUGCGCUGCAGCUGUCCCUGGUUUAAUUCCUCGCAGCAAAGCGAGGCGGUGUCUGGCGGAUUUUCCAUGCGCUCCCUGCCCCAGCCCACACACAGGAAGGCUGAACAGCUCCGGAGACCUUGCCGCUGGGAAUGCUCCCCGGCGUGCGAGCCCUGCAGACUCCGUGCCUGACGCCCACGGGAGCAGCAGGAAGUUUUAGUGCUCAGUUUUAGUCUAAAAGGGAUUUUUAUUCCCUAAGCCCUGCAGAAGAAAACUGGGAAAAAUCAACCCGCUCAAGGGGCCACAGCCCAAAGAGCCAAUAUCAGUUGUGCUGAAAGCUCGCUGUUCAGAGCUGAGCCACGGAGGGUUCGCUCUGAAUUCCAAAGAAACCAGGUGUGUGCAUCCACCCGCCUCCCUCCGCCUCCGCCAUUCCCACCCGCCGCCAUUCUCUUGCUUCUGGAACAACCAUUCCCACCAAGCCCCCCUUUGGCAGCUCAACCAGAGACUCCCCCAUCAGCGCUGCCCGUGCUCUCCAAACACCCUUCCCAAAAUCCUCAGCCCGUGCCCAGCCCAUCACCAUCCCUUCUCCAUCCAAACCCCGGCCGCUGCCCACCACUCACCGCGAGGGAAACGCCAGAUCCUUCUGCCAUCCUUUGGCACAUGGAUCCCCUGGCACUCGGGUGGGCUGGCACGGCUGCCCCCGCCUCCGCCGCACAUCUGGGCAGCUGUGGCCGCGGCGGGCCCCGCGUGGUGCCCCGGCGGCGCUGACAUCAGCGCGGUUUCCUGCCCGCCGGCGCCGCCGCACCGUGUGCGCAGCCCCGACCCCGGAGCCCCGCGGGCCCCGGGACCCUCCUGCAGACCCCCAGAGCCAUGGAGUCGGUGGCCCUGUACAGCUUCCAGGCGACGGAGAAGGACGAGCUGCCCUUCCAGAAAGGCGACACCCUGAAGAUCCUCAACAUGGAAGAUGACCAGAACUGGUACAAGGCUGAGCUGUUUGGCCGCGAGGGCUUUGUCCCCAAAAACUACAUCAGGGUCAAGCCACACCCGUGGUACGCGGGCAGGAUCUCCCGGCACCUGGCAGAGGAGCGGCUGCUCCAGCGCAAUCACCUGGGAGCCUUCCUGAUCCGCGACAGCGAGAGCGCCCCGGGCGAGUUCUCCCUCUCCGUCAGCUACGGGAAGCACGUCCAGCACUUCAAGGUGCUCAGGGAGAGGAACGGCAAAUAUUUCCUCUGGGAGGAAAAGUUCAACUCCCUCAACGAGCUGGUGGAUUUCUACAGGAUGACCACGAUCACCAAAGAGCAGCAGAUUUUCCUGUGGGACGAGGACCAGACCCAGGAGCAGGCAUCCCAAGGCUCAUCCUCGUCCCGUGGUGGCACAGCGUCCCCAUCAGGACCCAGGCAGUGCUACCCAGUGCCAGGGGCUGGCAGAUGGGGACCCCUCUCCUCCCACCAACCCCCGCCCUCGGCUUCCCUGCAGGUGAAGAGACCCCGAUUUGUGCAAGCCCAGUUCGACUUCUCAGCCCAGGAGGGCUCCCAGCUGCCCUUCUUCCGCGGGGACAUCAUUGAGGUCCUGGACUGCCCUGACCCCAACUGGUGGCAGGGGAAGAUCUACGGCCGCGUUGGGCUCUUCCCCCGGAGCUACGUCCACCCCAUCCAGGAGUGACCUUCAAGUGACCAUCCAGGAGUGACCUUCAAGUGACCAUCCAGGAGUGACCCUCACCACGCUGACCGGGCAGGACCCGGCCCCGUUGUCCCCGCUCACCUGAGCUGCCCACACGGCCUGAGUGUCCCUUUGUCCCCAGGAUGGUGCCUGGUCCUUGACCCCCUGCUCUGUGUCCCCCAGCCCAGGGAUGGGGCUGGCAGUGCUGCUCCCCAGGGAGGGAGUGUGGAGUGUUCAACCACGGCCAUAAAAGCUUUUCCAGAGGCACAAUCCAGUGGGAUGACAGCAUUAGAGGGAGUGAGCCCAAAACCCCAAACCCUGAAUCCUCUCCAAACCCUGCAAGCAAAGCCCCAGCUCCAGGGAGGGCUGCAGGCAGCCAGGACACAACCAGGAUCCACAACUCCAUGGAGGAAUUCCAGCACUCAGGGUACCAGGGAAGGCUGGCCCAGGGGGAUCCAUCCUGUGGGUGCUGUUCAUAGCUGCAAAUUGUGAUACUUUUUAAUAUUCUUUUUUUAUUUAGGACCAGUAAAAUGUGUUUGGGUGUUGCCCCUGA